This is a messenger RNA of Candidozyma duobushaemuli, 906 nucleotides long. Its product is annotated as 5'-(N(7)-methyl 5'-triphosphoguanosine)-(mRNA) diphosphatase. Gene Ontology annotation, biological process: deadenylation-dependent decapping of nuclear-transcribed mRNA. Gene Ontology annotation, cellular component: nucleus; P-body. The coding region runs from base 1 to 906 and encodes 301 amino acids. The transcript has a single exon. The record is from RefSeq and is a predicted model, not a curated record. Lineage: Eukaryota; Fungi; Ascomycota; Pichiomycetes; Serinales; Metschnikowiaceae. Gene Ontology annotation, molecular function: hydrolase activity; RNA 7-methylguanosine cap binding.
AUGCUGCUUCAAGAGUUGAUAAAUAAAUUCCAGUAUCAAGAAACCCUAAAAUCUGAUCCACAGACAAAGUCACUAGUCUUGCUUGGAACAAUUGACAAUGAGAGUGCCAUAGUGCUGCUCGAGAAAUCUGCUUUCAGUCUCGAUUCAGAUGCCGACGUUUCCCUAGAGAAGAUCAUUCAAGACUUGAAGCUCAUACAGAACAAUGACAUCUACUUCUGGUCACUGGCUACCCUAACGCAGAGCAUUGAUCAGACUCCAGCUGCCAAAGUGAACUUGAUAUACCCAGCUACAGAGACCCAUAUCAAGAAGUACUCUCUGCAAAAACUACAUGUUGUCAGAGAGACCACAGAGAUCUACAAAGAGGUAGUCGCUCCAUUCAUAGAAACCCAGAAGGGCGACAGAAUUCAAUGGGUUCACAACAUCCUAUUUCACGGUAAAGAAUCUGAGAGUGUCUUAUACCACGAUAAAGACCCGCAAAAUGGUUUUGUUCUCCUCCCUGACAUGAAGUGGGACAAAAUAAGCAUGGAUGCUCUUUACUUAAUGGCAAUUGUACAGAGAACAGACAUCUCGAGCGUUCGUGACCUCAAUUCGUCACACAUAGACUUCUUGAAGUCCUUACAGGAGAGGGUCAAGAAAUUAGCGAACGAAACGUACGGGGUUGCCGAGGAUGAAUUACGAGUCUUCAUACAUUAUCAGCCUUCGUACUACCACUUUCAUAUCCAUGUCGUGAGAGUCACCCAUCCAGGCUUGGGUGAUGGUAUAAACGCCGGAAGAGCCAUUUUGUUAGAUGAUGUUAUCGAAAACAUUCAGCUUGUAUCCGACUAUUACCAGCAACGUACACUCACUUACGUUUUGGGGGAGAAUCACAAGCUUUGGGAUGCAUUGCUGAAGCGUAAUGUUACAUAA